AUGGCGCGGGAGCUCAGCCAGGAGGCGGUGCUCGACUUCCUGUGGGGGGCCGGGGGCAGCGCCCCCAACUCCGCGCUGCUCCGCCACUUCGAGCGCUUCCUCCGCGACCCGGCGCUCAGCGACGCGCAGCGGCGGCAGCGCCGAGACCGCUUCAAGCGCCUCGUCAACUCCGUGGCCACGGUGCGCGCGGCCGCCACGCCCGGCGCCUCCAAGGACAUCGUGCUGCGCCGCCGCUACCGCGACCUCCUGGGCGAGGAGCAGCUGCGCCCGCGGGACCCGCACGCGCGCGACCCGGAGCACGAGCAGGACGAGCCGCCGUUGCCGCCGCUGUCGCCGCCGCAGCCCCGCGACCGCCCGCGCCAGCUGCCCUUCGCCAAGCCGCCCCCGUACCGCGGCCGGCCACCGCCAGGCCCUGCAGAGCCACCUCGCUGCCUGCCACCGCUGUCGCGACAAGAUGAGCUACCCACGUAUGAGUCCUUGGUGCCACCACUGGGAUCCAGGGAACCACCUGCAUCCUGCUCCCGGCCACCGCCGUCAGGCCCUGGGGGGCCACCUCCGUCCUGGGACCUGGCACCUCUGUCAGGAGCCAGGGAGCCACUUCCACCUCAGCGUCUGCCACCAUCAGGACCAAAGGAGCCACCUGCAUCCCAGUCCCUGACCUCGCCAGCAGAACCUGGUCCUCCAAUCCCAGCUCAGUCCCUACUACGACCAUCAGGACCAAAAGAGCCUGCUCCAUCUCAGUCCCCGCUGCUGCUAGAACCCAGGAAGCCACCUCUAUUGCAGGUCCCGCCACCCUCAUCAGGAUACCAGGAGACACCUCCAUCUCAGUCCCUGCUGCCACAGUCGGGACCAAAGGAGCCACCUCCAUCCCAGGUCCUGCCACCAACAUCAAGACACCAGGAGACACCUUCAUCCCGGUCCCUGCUGCCACAGUUGGGACCAAGGAAGCCACCUCCAUCCCAGGUCCCGCCACCAACAUCAAGACAUCAGGAGCCACCUGCAUCCCAGUCCCUGCCGCCACAGCUGGGAGCAAAGGAGCCACCUCCAUCCCAGGUCCCGCCACCAACAUCAGGACAGCAGGAGCCACCUGCAUCCCGGUCCCUGCCACCACAGCUGGGAGCAAAGGAGACACCUCCAUCCCAGGUCCCGCCACCAACAUCAGGACAACAGGAGCCACCUCCAUCCCAGUCCCUCCUGCUGCUAGGACUGAGACCCAAGGAGCCAUCUCAGUCCUUGGCCACACCAGCAGGUCCCUACAAGCCACCUCCAGCCUCCUUGCUGUCACCACCAUCGGGACCACAGGAGCCACCUCCAUCCCAGUCCCUGCGGCCACCAUUGGGACCCAAGGAACAACCUCCACCUCAAUCCUUGCCAUCACUGUUUGGACCAGGGAGGUCCCAGUCCCCGCUGUCACCAGAGGGAACCAGGGCACCUCUCACUAUUGGGUUGCCCCGGUCUCUGCCACUGUCCCUUGCUGGGCCACUCCCAUACCGGGCCCGGCCCCCACCAGGCACCAAAGGGCCACCUCCAUCCCAGUGCUUGCUGCCACCAGCAGGACCUGAGGUGCUGCCCUGCAAUGGGCCACCCCAUUCUCAGUCAGCGCCACAGCCGGGGGAGUCUGGGACGCUGUCCCCCACUGCGCCACUGCGAUUCCAGUCCCAGUCCCAGGCCCUGCUGUCAGCCCCAGUGCCUAGAAUGCGGGGGUCCCCAGAGCGCAGCCCCCCCAAGCCAAUGCCAGUCUUCAGGAGCAUCCGCUGCCAACUGGCCUCACUGGAGACUCAGGACAUCCCCCCAUCAGGGUCAGAGGUGGCCAGGGAGCAAUCCCGCAUGCUCCCUCCUGCGAUCCCCCCACGGAGCGUGCCCGGCCGCGGCCCGACGGUGCCUCUGGGGCACCGGGAGCACGCCUGGCUCGUGGCCGUGUCAGCAGGGCGCUGGGCUCACAUGCGGGCGCUCUUCUGGGAGGAGCCGCAGCUGGCCCUGUGGCGGGACUUCAUGUCGGGCUUCACAGCCCUGCACUGGCUGGCCAAGCACGGUGACGGGCAGGGCCUGCGCGAGCUAGCGGCGGCGGCGCGCGAGGCUGGGCUGGCCCUGGACGUGGACGCGCGCUCGGGCUGCGGCUACACGCCACUCCACCUGGCCGCCAUGCAUGGCCACCAGCCCGCCGUCAAGGUGCUGGUGCUGCAGCUGGGCUGCCGUGUGCGCGUACGGGACAGCAGCGGGCGCCAGCCCUGGGAGUACCUGGGCAGCUCCACCUCGGGAGAGAUCUGGCAGCUCUUGGAAGCGCCCCGCGGCAAGGUCAUCUUCGCCACUCAGCCCCUGUCCCGCAGCGUGUCCUCCGCGAGCAAGGCCCCGUUGCUGACUGGCAGGGCCUCGCUGACCACCUGCCUCAAGCCACAGCGUGGCCUCAGGGCAGCGCCCCGCCGAGCUGGCGGCGACAGCGACUGA
Molecule: messenger RNA, 2445 nt
Organism: Nothoprocta perdicaria
Lineage: Eukaryota; Metazoa; Chordata; Aves; Tinamiformes; Tinamidae
Gene: SOWAHB
Product: sosondowah ankyrin repeat domain family member B
Exons: 2
Coding region: 1-2445 (814 amino acids)
Molecular function (GO): protein binding
Source: RefSeq, a predicted model, not a curated record